Molecule: messenger RNA, 1455 nt
Organism: Sinocyclocheilus rhinocerous
Lineage: Eukaryota; Metazoa; Chordata; Actinopteri; Cypriniformes; Cyprinidae
Product: NACHT, LRR and PYD domains-containing protein 1-like
Exons: 5
Coding region: 31-1455 (474 amino acids)
Molecular function (GO): protein binding
Source: RefSeq, a predicted model, not a curated record
UAUGUGUUUUACUGUUAUUUAAGCAGCACCAUGGAAGCCCUUAAGACUUUUGAUUCAAUGCAUAAUUUGCAUAAAGGUGCAGUAGAUAAAGCCUUAGAAAGUAAAAAUGGACACCUGGAUCUGUUCCUGCGGUUCCUGCUGGGCAUCUCACUGGAGUCUAAUCAGAGACUCUUACAGGAUCUACUGACAAACACAGAGAACAGCUCAGAGAGCAUCAGGAGAACCACACAAUACAUUAAAGAGAAGAUCAAAGAUGGACGUGGACUCUCCACUGAACGAUCCAUCAAUCUGUUCCUCUGUCUCCUCGAAGUACAAGAUCAGACUCUGUCCAGAGAGAUUCAGGAGUUUGUGAAAUCAGACAAACACACAGAGAACAAACUCUCUCCAUCUCACUGCUCAACAAUUGCUUACAUGCUUCAGAUAUCAGAGGAGCCGCUGGAUGAGCUGGAUCUCAAGAAAUACAACACAUCAGAUGAGGGCAGAAGAAGAUUUAUACCAGCUGUGAUCAACUGCAGAAAAGCUCUUCUUGCUGGCUGUAAUCUCACUGGUCAAUCCUAUGAAAUUGUGUCCUCAGCUUUACAAUCCUCAAACUCUGUCCUGAGAGAGCUGGACCUGAGUAACAAUGACCUGCAGGAUUCAGGAGUGAAGCUACUCUCUGAUGGACUGAAGAGUUCAAACUGUCAGCUGAAGAUAUUAAGGUGUUUUAGAACAUUAGAAAUUCUCAAUGCAGCAUAUCUGUCUUCAGCUCUGAGUUCAAACCCCUCACACCUGAGAGAGCUGGAUCUGAGCUACAAUCACCCAGGACAAGCAGGAGACCAGCUGCUUUCUGACAAACUGGAGGAUCCAAACUGCUCACUAAAGAUACUCCAUUUGGGCCAUGCAGAGCCUUUCAGGAUCCAACCAGGACUUCGAAAAUAUUUCUGUGAUCUCACAUUGGAUCCAAACACAGCAAACACUCAACUCAUUCUGUCUGAGAACGGAGAGGUGAAAUAUGUGGAUCAGCAGCAGCCGUAUCCUGAUCAUCCAGAGAGAUUUAAAGAUAUUCCUCAGGUUCUGUGUCGAGAGAGUCUGACUGGACGCCAUUACUGGGAGGUUGAGCGGACUGGCUGGGCUCGUGUAGCAGUGGCCUACAAAACAAUCAGCAAAGAAGGGACUGUUGGUAAGUUUGGAUACAAUAACAAGUCCUGGUGUCUCUUCUGCACUGUUGAUGGAUUUGUUGUCUGGCACAACAAUGUGAGCAACAACAGAGCUGCUCCUUCCCCCUCCUCUAAAAGAGUAGGAGUGUAUCUGGACGUGUCGGCCGGCACUCUGUCCUUCUACAGCAUCUCUGACACACACACACUCACACACUUACACACAUUCAACGCCACAUUCACUGAACCCCUCUAUGCUGGGUUUAAGGUUUUUGAUUCCUCACUGUCACUGUGUAAGAUCACACAACAGACAAACAACUGA